UGGCCUCCCAGCGGCAGGUGUCGGACAACCCUGUGCAGCUCUGCCCCGCGUCUCCUGUGUCCCCCGCGGAGCCCACGGCCAUGUCAGCCCCGGUGGCCAGAGUAGCCCGGCGGCGGGCGGCCGCCGAAGGUCUUGGCUCCCACCAGAAAGCCAUGAAGUACUUGGGCCAGGACUUUGAGAGCCUGAGGCGACAGUGCUUGGACUCAGGAGUCCUCUUUAAGGAUCCAGAGUUCCCUGCGUGCCCGUCUGCCUUGGGCUACAAGGAUCUGGGGCCACACUCCCCGCAAACCCAAGGUGUUGUCUGGAAACGACCCACGGAAUUGUGUCCCAGCCCCCAGUUCAUUGUGGACGGAGCCACGCGAACAGACAUCUGUCAGGGGAGUCUGGGUGACUGCUGGCUGCUGGCCGCCCUUGCCUCCCUAACCCUGAAUGAAGGGCUGCUUCGCCGCGUGGUCCCUGGGGGCCAGGAUUUCCAGCAGAACUACGCGGGGAUCUUCCAUUUUCAGUUCUGGCAGUACGGCGAGUGGGUGGAAGUGGUCGUGGACGACAGGCUGCCCACCAAGGAUGGGGAGCUGCUCUUCCUGCACUCAGAGACGGGCACCGAGUUCUGGGGAGCACUGCUGGAGAAGGCCUACGCCAAGCUCAACGGUUCGUAUGAGGCUCUCACUGGAGGGUCCACGGUGGAGGGGUUUGAGGAUCUCACUGGAGGCAUUUCUGAGUUUUAUGACCUGAAGAAGCCCCCAGCCCGCUUGUUUCAGAUCAUCCGGAAGGCCCUCCGUGCGGGGUCCCUGCUGGCCUGCUCCAUUGACGUCUCCAGUGCAGCUGAAGCAGGAGCGGAGGCCACCACCUGCCAGAAGCUGGUGAAGAGUCAUGCCUACUCCAUCACUGGGGUCCAAGAGGUAAAUUUCCGGGGUCGUCCCGAGAAGCUGAUCAGACUCCGGAACCCGUGGGGCGAAGUGGAGUGGACAGGGGCUUGGAGUGACGAUGCCCCAGAGUGGAAUGACAUAGACCCCAGGCAGAAGGCGGAGCUGGAUAAGAAAGCGGAGGAUGGCGAGUUCUGGAUGUCAUUUUUGGAUUUCCUGGAGCAGUUCUCCCGGCUGGAGAUCUGCAACUUCUCCCCAGCCUCCCUGAGUAGCGAGGAGCUACACAAAUGGGACCUGGUCCUGUUCAAUGGCCGCUGAUGCGGGGCUCCACCCCUGGGGGCCACACCAACUUCCCAGGUCCCCAAAGAGGUAUGUGAGCACUGACUGGGGUGCCUUCCUUUGGGAAGAUGUGGCUUGGCGGCCUCAGAGGGAAGUGGGUUCUCCUACACACUCUGGUGAGCCAGUGACCCUGGCAGGUGGCAGAGAUGACGCUGGGUCCCACCCCAGUGGGACCUCCCCCCCCCCCGGGGGGGGAUAGUGGUGACGUUUGCCCCCGUGUGUCUGGUAGAGGGCAUGCCCCGGGGUCCUCUAGCCACAGGAACAAAUGUCCUGAUCUCUGAUAAGAAAAGGAAGCACCAACUUUAUCUGAUUGGCUUUGGGCCCUUCCAUGUUUCCUCAGUGACACAGCAUCGUGUCACACUUAAUAUCCAGGGUUUCCUGCUGAU
Messenger RNA from Mustela erminea (ermine), 1588 nucleotides. Its product is annotated as calpain-8-like. The transcript has 10 exons. NCBI's taxonomy places the organism in Eukaryota, Metazoa, Chordata, Mammalia, Carnivora, Mustelidae. Gene Ontology annotation, cellular component: cytoplasm. Bases 81 to 1181 code for a protein of 366 amino acids. Gene Ontology annotation, biological process: proteolysis. Gene Ontology annotation, molecular function: calcium-dependent cysteine-type endopeptidase activity. The record is from RefSeq and is a predicted model, not a curated record.